GAAAACGUCGCCAUAGUAUGUUUCGUAAUUUCGUACACUAGACAAGGCAAGCUAGGUGCUCCUCUAAAGGAGCGCUUUACUUAACAGUAUUUCAUGCUUUUAUCGCAAGAAAUGGUCCUCGUUUAGGUUAUGGCAUUAUUUGUUUUUAAUUCGGCGUCAAAGAUGGUGUCGUCUCCGUUAGUAAUAGUACAUUUUAUUCUCAUCUGCGUCACUUUGCAUUGUAACAAUCUGGCCGAGGCUAAAACGAAUCCCAGACCGAAUAUUGUUUUAAUCCUGACUGAUGAUCUGGAUGUCUCCAUCGGGGGAAUGAUCCCUUUAGUGAAGACUAAAAAGCUGAUUGGUGAUGCUGGGAUAACCUUUACAAACACGUUUGUCGCCAGUCCCCUUUGCUGUCCCAGCCGGGCGAGUAUCCUGACAGGCAAAUAUCCUCAUAACCAUCAUGUGGUCAACAACACGCUGGAGGGCAACUGCAGCAGCACUGCAUGGCAGAAGACCCAAGAGCCUGAGACUUUCCCUGCCUUCCUUCAGAAACACGGCAUCUAUCAGACCUUUUUUGCUGGGAAGUAUCUGAAUGAGUAUGGGAAUAAAAAAGCAGGGGGAGUGGAGCACGUUCCUCCAGGCUGGGAUCACUGGUUCGCCUUGGAGAGAAACUCUAAAUACUACAACUACACGCUGUCUGUAAACGGCAGGGCGCAGCGGCAUGGACAGAACUACAGUGAAGAUUACCUUACAGAUGUUCUGGCCAAUAUUUCUAUCGACUUUUUGGAAAACAAGUCUAACCGCAGGCCUUUCUUCAUGAUGGUGUCCACACCGGCCCCGCACUCACCCUGGACGGCCGCUCCUCAAUACGAGAGCAGUUUUCCCAACAUUAAAGCUCCAAGAGACCCUAACUUUAACAUACACGGAAAGGACAAGCACUGGCUCAUCAGACAAGCAAAGACACCCAUGUCGAACUCUUCAGUGGAGUACCUAGAUAAUGCCUACAGAAAACGGUGGCGCACUUUACUAUCAGUAGACGACCUAGUGGAAAAGGUGGUGAGAAAGUUGGAGGUCAGAGGAGAGCUUAGCAACACCUACGUCAUUUUCACGUCUGACAAUGGAUACCACACAGGCCAGUUUUCUCUUCCAAUGGAUAAGAGGCAACUCUAUGAAUUUGAUAUCAGAGUUCCUCUGCUGGUUCGAGGACCUAAUAUCAAACCCAACCAGACAAGCCCGUUACUUAUAGCAAAUGUGGAUUUGGGCCCAACAAUUCUUGAUAUCGCAGGAUACAAUGUCAAUGAAACUCAGAUGGAUGGGAUGUCAUUUCUUCCUAUCCUGACUGGUAAAGGGAACAGCAGCAUGUGGAGAUCUGAUGUACUGGUGGAAUAUGAGGGAGAAGGAAGCAACAUCUCAGACCCAGCCUGCCCUCUGCUGGGCCCCGGGGUCUCGGAGUGUUUCCCCGACUGUGUGUGCGAAGAUUCAUACAAUAACACGUACGCCUGCGUUCGCACGGUGUCACAGGCCGCCAACUUACAGUACUGUGAAUUUGAUGAUAAUGAGGUGUUUGUGGAGGUCUAUAACCUGACAGCAGACCCGUUUCAGCUGAGUAACAUCGCCAAGAGCAUCGAUCAGGAAGUCCUGGAGAAAAUGAACCACCGUCUAAUGAUGCUGCAGUCCUGCUCGGGACAAUCCUGCAGAACGCCAGGCGUCUACGACUCGCAGUUUAGAUUUGAUCCUCGGUUAAUGUUCAGCAGCCUCAUGCCUCACAGAAACAAACGACGACAGACGUUGAAGUAGACCUUGGAGAAAUUUACAGGAAGAAGACAAAUGGAGGGAAAGAAUAAAGGGCACUGAAAAACAAGCCCUGUUGUUGCCUUUAUAUCCUGACGUUCCCCCAAAGACGCCCAGUCUCUCCUCUUCUGAUGAGGUCAUCAGGGUACGCACGGGAUACCAAACACACCACAGACACUUUCAGAUGGGACGACCCUCAUCCCCUCCAGCCCUCAUUCACAUCAGAUCCUCACAAACUGCCAGCUGACACACAUCAGUGAGAGCAUUCACAUCAUAUUCUUCUUUAUUCUCAAUUAAUGUUCAGUUUUGCUGCUUUAACAAUAAUGCAGAAUAUUGUCUUUAUUUUAAUGUUUGGAAGAUUCUGUUUUACUUUUGCUUUAAAACACAUGCACAGUUUUGAACUUAAGCUCGAAUUUUGUAAUGCACUCGCAAAUUGUUGGAAUAUUUGUUUGUUUGCCAGAUGUGUCUGAAACAUUUCACUCCACAUGUUCGGUUAUAAAAAAUGGUAAUAAUCUCACACACUAAGCCUGCCUUUUAUAAUAAACAGUGCAAGCUUGUUUUUGGCGACAGGAUAAAAGAAUUACAAAAAGGUAAUGGCAACAUUUUCAUCUCACAAUUUAAACUUUUUUUUUCCUCUCUCUCUGAAUUGUGAGACAUAAACUCAAAAUUGCAAUCAAUUCUUAGAAAACUUCUCAGAUAAACUUUUUUUAUUCUGUAAUAGAUACAAAAAAAUAAACAGAAUUCUGAGAAUUCUCGGAAUUAUGAGACAAAAAUCAGAAUUCUAAAUUGACAUCUCACAAUUCUGAUUUUGUUUUUCCCUCAGAAUUGUGAGAUGUCAAUUUAGAAUUCUGAUUUUUGUCUCAUAAUUCCAGGAAUUCUCAGAAUUUUUUUUUUUUUUUGUUUCUAUCACAGAAUAAAAAAUAAGUAAUUUGUACUCACAAUACAGUUCCGUUUUUUUUUUUUUGUUUUUUUUUUGUAAUUGCGAAUUUUUGCAAUUCAUGCCUUUGUACUUUACAGUUCUUUUUUCUUGUAAUUGCAAUUUUCUGUAAUUAACGCAAGUUAUAAACUCACCAUUUUUUCUCAGAAUUGUGAGUUUAUAUCUUGCAAUUCUGUCCAUAUUGUGAGACCAUUUUUGUUAUUUUAUCCCAUAGCCAAAAUGGACAUGCAUAUGAUAGUGAACUAUAAUACUUUUAAAACACAAUAUACCUUAUUAUAUAAAAACAUCCUCUCACUUUUUCGGUUCGUGUCACAUGCAUACGGCAGCGCACAAUCUGUGUUUGGAAAGACAUUUCGCUCGAGUUAUACCACGACUAACUGAUUCAAUAACUAAGUGCAAAUAUUGUAUUUAACAUUUCAUUGUUUUUUAAAUGUUUUCUGAGUUUUGUGUUUGAUGGAUGUCAGUUGUGAAUGAGCUAAAGGUGUGGAUCGCAGCAGGUCAUUAAUGAACCCGUAUGUUUCAUUAGAACAUAUUUUUGGUUCUAUGAGGGAAAUCCUGUGGUGAGUUGCUGUUGUUUUGCUCUCACUUACAGCAACCCAAACUUGAGGCAUUAAGGGAUUGUUUUACUUUCAGACUACUACCUAACCUUCAUCAAUCUUCUGCUGGGAUUGGCAAUAUCUCAAAUCACCUAAAAUGAUCUGAGAGGCGGCGGACAGGCAUAAGCAGAUCUUUCUCACAGUACUUCAAUAUAUCCGUUCAGUGAAGCACUUUCCAGUCUGUGAUCAACAUGUCUGACAUGUUUAAUGAUGUUUUGCACAUAAUUCUUUCAUUAUAUUUGUUAGUAGCAUUGCUAUGGUUGGUGUGGACUUUUGUCUUGCGUGUUUGAUUGAUAAAAGCAUUCUGAAAUUA
Labeo rohita (rohu) is the source of this 3616-nucleotide messenger RNA. RefSeq names its product glucosamine (N-acetyl)-6-sulfatase a (gene gnsa). Gene Ontology annotation, biological process: glycosaminoglycan metabolic process. The coding region runs from base 130 to 1776 and encodes 548 amino acids. Gene Ontology annotation, molecular function: glycosaminoglycan binding; N-acetylglucosamine-6-sulfatase activity. The record is from RefSeq and is a predicted model, not a curated record. Lineage: Eukaryota; Metazoa; Chordata; Actinopteri; Cypriniformes; Cyprinidae. The transcript is spliced from 14 exons.